Salmo salar (Atlantic salmon) is the source of this 3978-nucleotide messenger RNA. Its product is annotated as SIN3-HDAC complex-associated factor. Gene Ontology annotation, biological process: negative regulation of cell migration. Gene Ontology annotation, cellular component: Sin3-type complex. Lineage: Eukaryota; Metazoa; Chordata; Actinopteri; Salmoniformes; Salmonidae. The record is from RefSeq and is a predicted model, not a curated record.
CAGUGAGUCCACAACUACCCAGUCCCAGACACAACCAGCGAGACGUCAACAACAGAGAGCUGGUUACUGAUGCUGGUGAAUUGUGAGAGUAAUUACAUUGUAACGACUCGUGUUCAAGGUUAUUACUUUGUAUCAGCUACGUUCGUUUUGCUUCAAGAUGUUUGGCUUUCACAAGCCGAAGAUGUACCGGAGUUUAGACGGCUGUUGCAUCUGCCGCGCCAAGUCCUCCAGCUCGCGCUUCACGGAUAGCAAGCGGUACGAGAAGGACUUCACGAGCUGUUUCGGAUUGUGUGAAACUCGGUCUGGUGAAAUCUGCAAUGCCUGUGUACUCCUUGUGAAACGAUGGAAGAAACUCCCAGUGGGGUCUAAGAAAAGCUGGAAUCAUGUGGUUGAUGCCCGAGGAGGCCCCAGCCUAAAGAUGUCUUCCAGGCCAAAGAAGCUGAAGUCCCUCUCCAAGAGAGCCAGGCCAAGCCAGAUCAGCCGACUGCAGAAAGAGCUGAAGAGAAACAACUCCGAUGCCCACAGCACCACGUCCAGUGCCUCGCCGGCCCAGUCUCCCAGCUACAGCAACCCCUCAGACGAGGGCACCGACACAGAGCUCUCCCCUGGCUCCAGCCGUUCCCCUGUCUUCUCAUUCCUGGACCUCACUUACUGGAAGAGGCAGAGGGUGUGUUGUGGGAUCAUCUACAAGGGCCGGUUUGGGGAGGUGCUCAUCGACCCCCACCUCUUCAAGCCCUGCUGCCGCAAGAAACAGCAACGGCAGCGGCAGGAGGAGGAGGAGGAGGAGGAAGGGUACGAGGAAGAAGAGGUGGAGGUGGUAGAAGUGACGGAGGAGGAAGAGGAGGUGAAGAGGUCAAACAGCCAGAAGAGCUUAGAGACUCCUCAGCUACAGGUCACCAUGACAACGCCUCAGACCGUAGAGGAGGUUGAGGAGGGAGACUGGUGACGCUGCACCACAGUGUGCAUCUUUGAGGAAGCCUUGGGAGUGCUCCUGGUUUACAAGCGCUUACAAAGAUGAGUUAGGUCGGAUUUCCUUCAGUCAACGAGCAGCUGAAACCCAUUUGGACUUUUUUUUCAGUACUUUUGUUUGUUAGUUUGGUAACUUGUGGACUGACUGAGCCAUCAGGUCUUGUACUUGGUAUUCUCCUUGUCCUGGGUUCAUGUUCAUUAGGCCGGGCAUGCAACGGAAAAUGAGCUUUUCUUAUUGGGCAAGUCAUGUAGUACCUACGUGUUGCAAUCUAUUUUCUUCUGUUUGGUUCCUAAUGAAUAUGACCCAUAUGUUCGAACACCUUUCUUGGUGUGUUUUUCUCCUUGACAUGAAAUGCUGUAGCUCUGACUGAUCACCAGCAUACCUUUUACAGGUUACAGUCGUACAGUAGCACUUGUAAUAUACUGAAACACAUUUGCAUUUAUACCAUUUUUUUUAUUGAUUCUGUAUAUGGGCCUGUAUAUAUUUAUAUAUCGGCCUCGAUUGAGAAAGGCCUAUUCACAGCACCAACAGCCAAUACACCACCAACAGCCAAUACACCAGCCUUAAUUUAGUGAGGGAAGGCAGUGCCAGUGUUUUGUCAGUGUUGGUACUAAGGGAUGAUAUUAAAGGGACAUUUCAAAAAGGUUCAACUUGAUAUUUAUUAUCUCCAGCAUCACCCCAACAUCAACAUAUUUAAAAAUGGGGGGGUUUCUAUGUUUUGCAGUCUAAAGGAUGCACACCAGAUGAUGUAAAAGAAAAUGGAUUCUGGAUGAAAAACAUUUGACAUCGUGAUUUUUUUUAAACCAACUAUGAGCAGGCAAAGGUUAGGAAACUAACUAUCUGAUCAUGUCACAAGUGUUUAUGGAUUAUGUCAUCAGAAACACUUUUCUUCCUCUGCCUCUAUCUUUAUGACUACACAACAUCGAAGCACGCUUUUUUUUUGCAUUUGUUGAGGUGGCACUGGAGAUGAUGAAUAUGAAGUAGAAAAUUGUGAAAUGUCCCUAUUGAGACAUAAUAGUUAGUGCAAGUUUGAGUUUUCUCCUGCUUAUUAUAUGUUAAUGGAGGCCUAAGGCUUUCAAAAUGAAGAGAAGCAACACAGUGAGUUUUGCAUGAAUGCUGAUGAAAAUAACCCCUCAUCCAAAAUAUCUGUAGAUCAGAUGCAUAAGUCUAAUAAGCUAUUGCAUGGCCUUAAAAGCAUAACUACAAUUUUUGUGGAAGUCUUGUUCGUAUUUUCCAGACCUAAUGCCCCGAAGCCACAAGGUAUUUAUUUAAAAGGGGGAAAAAAUUUGCAGAAUUGUCUCAUCUGCUGUAUUAUACACCAGCAAAUACAAUAGUGACCAGUUCAGAUCAUGACCUAUUCCUUCUAGAGUUCUAGAGGCUGGAAAACUUUUAUACUUGAGUUUUUCUUGCUGUCAGUAAGGGACAGGAUGAUGUAAUUAACACAGACACACACGGUUUGUUCUUCUAUCCUCGUGGGGACCUAACAUUUAUUUCCAUUCCAAAUCCAAUUUACCUUAACCCUUACCGUAACCCUAAACCGAACCACUAACCCCUUACCAUAACUAAUUGUAACCCUAAACUUAACUCCUGAAUUUAAAAUAGCCUUUGUUUUCAUGGGGAUGUGGGAAGUGUCCCCAUGAUGGAGAAUUUCUGUUCUUUUACUAUCCUUUUGGGGAUUUUCAAUCCCCACAAGUAUAGAAGAACCAAUUCACACACAUAUAUACAUACACACAUACACACACAUCUACUGCAACAACCUAGACAUACAAUGUAAUGUAUACCAUUUAGCAGACACUUUUAUCCAAACCGACUUAGUAAUGCAUGCAUACAUUUCAUGUAAGGGUGGCCUCGGAAAUCAAACCCUCUAAGUGUUUUCUCUCCACAUGAGCACAACAUUCUAAGUCUGCACCCCUGUUGUCAAUAACAGUGUAUUGUUUUUUGAUUGUUUUGAGGAAACGGUUUGCGUAUUAUAGUGUUUUUUUUAAAUCUUUUUUUUUUUUUGCAGGACUUCCACAUAAUUUAAACCACAUUGCCUCUUGUGGUGCAGCAGGUGUUUCAGAUUUAAAUGGAAGGCCUACUUAUGAUACAUACAGUAUGUCAAUGCUAUUGAUCUUUAUUUAAUCAUUUUAUACUUUUGGGGACUUAUUAUCAUGUUCUAAACUUAGGAUUCCUCAUUCCUUGGUUAGUUAAGCAACCACGAUAUACUAGCAUACAUAUAUCAAACAACCAAAGCACAAUUAAAUUCAUUCAAUUUGAAAUGCAAAACUGAUCAUUUCAAUUUAUUUUGUAGGCUAUUAGUGGCAUAAAAAGGACACUAAAAUAUGUUCGUUUUUAAUGAGCCAUAACAUAGGGAGGAUUGUAUGUAUGUGUACAUAUUUAAAUGGAGGGUGACGGCUUUGUAGUUCAGUUUUUCUGUUAUUUAUUUCAUAUUUAUUGGUAUUACAGCAUUUCCCCCAUAUUACUGUAUUCUUAUUCUGGUUUCUCACUGUAAUAACUUAAAGAUGUUACAUUAAAAAUUUAGUUCUGUAAUAUGAUUAGCUUUAAUGUAGUUCUUAAGUAAGCAGUGUUCGAGUCAGAAAUUCACAAUUUAUAACAGUAUUUGUGAAAUAUUGGGAUCAAUACUUGUCUUUUUUUAAUCAACAUUAUCGUGUAGUAAUUUAUGUUAUAAACAAACAUUUGAUUGGACCUGUACCUCCAUAUCAGGUAUUUAGCCUGUUGAAAUAUGAAUUACAUUUUUUGACGUAUAUUAAAACUUUACUUUCCUCAUCUUUGCCCUGUGAUGUUGCAUAUAAUUUAACUCGAUUUAGCUUUACAUUUGUCAUUUAGCAGAUUCUCUUCACCAGAGCAAUUUACAAUUGUGCAUCUCUUAAAAAUAGCUUUAGUGCUACAUGCAUGUAUUGUAGCUAUGCACUUGCAUUUAUUUACCAAGUUAGCUCUAGACAUUUUGUAUUUUUAUACAUGAUGAUGUACUUUUUUUUACUAGUCUUUCAAUAAAAGUAAUUUUGUGA